Molecule: messenger RNA, 1157 nt
Organism: Carlito syrichta (Philippine tarsier)
Lineage: Eukaryota; Metazoa; Chordata; Mammalia; Primates; Tarsiidae
Gene: RNF175
Product: ring finger protein 175
Exons: 8
Coding region: 61-924 (287 amino acids)
Cellular component (GO): Golgi membrane; endoplasmic reticulum membrane
Molecular function (GO): ubiquitin protein ligase activity; metal ion binding
Source: RefSeq, a predicted model, not a curated record
UCUCAUACAAAACUUUCUGCAGAUGAUGAUGCCUGGAAUUCCAGCCUGCAGCAGGAGAGGAUGUACAAGAUGCACCGGGGCCACGAGUCCAUGCACGCGGAGAUGAUCUUGAUCUUCCUCUGCGCUCUGGUCAUCGCGCAGAUAGUGCUGGUACAAUGGAGACAGAGGCAUGGACGAUCCUACAACCUGGUUACCUUGUUGCAGAUGUGGGUUGUCCCUUUGUAUUUCACAAUAAAACUUUACUGGUGGCGUUUUCUGUCCAUGUGGGGAAUGUUUUCCAUUAUUACCAGUUAUAUCCUCUUCAGAGCUACCAGGAAACCCCUCUCAGGAAGGACACCACGAUUGGUCUACAAAUGGUUUCUUCUCAUCUACAAACUCAGCUAUGCUUUUGGUGUUAUGGGUUAUUUGGUGAUCAUGUUUACAAUGUGUGGAUUCAAUCUGUUUUUCAAAAUCAAAGCUAGAGACUCUAUGAAUUUUGGCAUUAUAUCUAUGUUUUAUGGCCUCUACUAUGGCGUAAUGGGGAGAGACUUUGCUGAAAUCUGCUCAGAUUAUAUGGCUUCUACCAUGGGGUUCUGCAGUGACAGUGGGAUGCCCACAAGGAGCUUGGCAGACAACAUCUGUGCCGUCUGUGGGCAGAUGAUUGUGGAGCUCGAUGAGAAACGGCUCAUUGAAAACACCUACCAGCUUUCCUGUGACCAUGUCUUUCAUGAAUUUUGUAUCCGAGGUUGGUGUAUUGUGGGCAAAAAGCAGACUUGCCCUUACUGCAAGGAGAAGGUUGAUUUGAAGAGGAUGAUCAGUAAUCCCUGGGAGCGCACACAUUUUUUGUAUGGAAAAAUCCUGGAUUGGCUUCGUUAUUUGGUGGCCUGGCAGCCUGUGGUGAUAGGAAUAGUUCAAGGCAUUAACUAUUCACUAGGCCUGGAAUAAUAGCACAACAGAUUUACUCCAGAAGCAGCAUAUUGCAUGGUAGAAGUAUUAUUACACACUUGGUCCUACAAUUAAUUUUUUUUUUCCUUCAUUUUAGAGAUGAUCCCAAGAGCUUAGUAAACUAAGUAAAAUCUGGUGUCAUACUUAAGCAAUUUGUCUAUGUGGAAUGAAUUUAAAGAAAAGCUGAACAAUGGAAUAAAGAAAUAAAGCGUGCUUAUUCAUCUUUCCCAUUA